Mizuhopecten yessoensis (Yesso scallop) is the source of this 1769-nucleotide messenger RNA. RefSeq names its product protein FAM166B-like. The coding region runs from base 246 to 1172 and encodes 308 amino acids. The transcript has 6 exons. NCBI's taxonomy places the organism in Eukaryota, Metazoa, Mollusca, Bivalvia, Pectinida, Pectinidae. The record is from RefSeq and is a predicted model, not a curated record.
GUUAAUGUCGAUUUCGUAAAACGAAACGCCCGUCAACUGGAGAGGUCACGGGGUCAAACAAUACGUAUCCCGCACACCCCUGCGACAACAAUAGCAUGACGUAAUAGACUUGCUCCAUAGCUACGCUAAGAAGAUCGGGCUGAUAUCGAACGUCAAACUUUCUCUGGGAGGAAAUUAACUGUGAAAACGAUCGAAAAUCUUCAUUAUCAACAGAUACUUGUGGAUUUAUUAGGCAAAGGAACAAAAUGCCGUUACCACCAAAUGGAAAAAGUAUACUUAUGACGCCCGAUCCAUUUCAUACACCUGGAUACGGUGGGUUCUGUCCGCAAUUUAAGUACCAGAUCGGCGAGACAUUUGGCCGUACCACGUCUCGUCUUCUCGAGAACGACGCUGUGGCCAGCUCGGGAAAACUAGUGUUAGCCGAUCUGUCCAAACCACGUCCUAGUUCAGAGCCUACCCACUCCAAGUCUAACCUCCUAAAGAACCGCACACAAAGCUGGGGAGACCAGAAACUUCUGGAGAAGAUGGUGCCGGGUUAUACAGGUUUUAUCCCCAGAAGUCAGCACUUUUUUGGAAACAGAUACGCCAUUAACUGUCGCAGUGCCAUCUCAGACUUUGAGUAUGAUCAUCGGCUACACAACGAGAAGCUACAAGACCUGAAACUGACAGCCGAGCUACAACAGGGCAAGGUGUUAGACAAGGAUGGCAAACCUAUGCCUGCAAUCAGAAGUCGAUACUUUACCCCACUAACAGCUGUUGCUAAGGAACCAAAGCCAUACAUAUCCGCCAAUGGCUUCCAGCAUUCCAAGUCUCCUUACCACAUGGAUAACGGAAAUCCCAACAAAUGUUUCAUGUCAGGUUAUACCGGGUUCGUGCCACGAAGCAGAGGUCAGUUAGGGAUGGGCUAUCCCAUCAUAACGCACCAAGGUCUAAAUGAAUUCACCAACGACCUGAAGAACACGAAGGACGCCAUGAACAGGGAUGCAAACCUGAGGAGGGAGGCUCCCAAGAUGACCAACACUAAACCCAUCUACCCUGUGGAGAGUGGCCUGGUGCCUCACUAUACCGGACACAUACCUGGCCAAAAGUUCAGAUACGGUGAGACGUUUGGACACAGCACGGAAAAUGCCCUGACCCAGCCUCCUCCGAGGGAAUUGAUAGCCUCCAUUUAAACUGAAUAGUUCGAUGGUUCGAUGAGGAAUUAUUGGAUAAACACUGGUAAACACAUCCUGUAUAAUGGAACUGGACUCUGCGACUACAUCAAGGAGUACAAAGUUUAAAGUGUAUGAACUUAAUAUCAAAGAAGUGAAAUAAAAAUAAAAUCAGUGAUUAAUUAAAUAAAUAAUUAAUCAAUCAAUAUGUUUCAUACUGCCAAUGUAGACCAUUCUAGAUUGAAUUAACUGCCUGUAGUAGUAGGGUGGGGAAGGGCUGCAUUCAAUGCAUGGUAAAUAAAGUAUGUUGUUAUAUGGGAGCGCUAUGAAAGACCACAGUUUGGUAAGGUUUCAAACCAGAUUCUACAGAAUAUAUUUUCUAUGUUAUGUUUAUGUCUGAAACCGUUGGUUGGUGUACAUAAUAUAUAAGUUAUAUAAAAAUUUCUCAUAUUAAGAUUUCAUAUAUGUAUAUAUAUAUUUAUUAUAUAUCAUUUUUUUGUAUAAGGUAUUUGUUUUUUUGUUAAAAUACAUCUGUACAUUGCUCAAUCUGUAAAUACGGUUGAUAUUUCCCACAUAAGCUGUUGAUCUGUGAUAAACUUUCUGCAUUACAUAAAAAAA